Messenger RNA from Engraulis encrasicolus (European anchovy), 2679 nucleotides. RefSeq names its product T-box transcription factor 2b (gene tbx2b). The coding region runs from base 467 to 2542 and encodes 691 amino acids. Gene Ontology annotation, molecular function: DNA-binding transcription factor activity, RNA polymerase II-specific; RNA polymerase II cis-regulatory region sequence-specific DNA binding. NCBI's taxonomy places the organism in Eukaryota, Metazoa, Chordata, Actinopteri, Clupeiformes, Engraulidae. The record is from RefSeq and is a predicted model, not a curated record. Gene Ontology annotation, biological process: positive regulation of DNA-templated transcription; cell fate specification; regulation of transcription by RNA polymerase II. The transcript is spliced from 7 exons. Gene Ontology annotation, cellular component: nucleus.
GGAUCGGAGCAGGAAGGACACGCGAGAUACUCACAGUUCCACAGUGGACAGAGUAAGACCUAACCAUUUCAACUCCGCGUCUGGCUAGAAUGAUCGCGCUUGGAUGGACAUCCGCAUCGAAAGAGUAAUCUUCUUUUUCUGAACGUCACUGUUGGUGAGCAGGGGAGCCCGAAACCAGCGUCCAAAGCGUCGUUGCGCUCACUUGGACUGAUAUUAUUGCAGGACUUCGUGGAAUCAUUCGCUCCGGGAGUUUAAGUGGUACUUCCCACCAAGCUCGCCUUUUUUGCACCCUCUCUCUGCGAAGCUGUCGUGUUGAGAUCCUCCUUUGCAUCGUAGUUUAUUUUUCCAAGGUUGUACCACAUAUUCGCAGGCACUCCAAAAAGUAUUUAUCUCUGGAUACGCACUGGUUUGUGGAACCUAAAUACCAAGCUCUGUCAAGAUUUCACUUCGAUUGUUGGAUGCACCGAUGAGAGAUCCAGUUUUCACAGGGACUGCCAUGGCUUAUCACCCCUUCCACGCUCAUCGGCCAACUGACUUCCCCAUGUCAGCCUUCCUAGCGGCCGCUCAGCCCUCCUUCUUCCCCGCUCUAACGCUCCCUCCCGGGGCACUCACCAAGCCCAUUCCGGAUCAUACCCUUGCCGGAGCGGCAGAGGCAGGUCUUCAUCCGGCUCUGAGUCACCACCACCAGGCAGCUCAUCUCCGUAGCCUCAAGAGCUUGGAGCCGGAGGAAGAAGUCGAGGACGACCCGAAAGUGACAUUGGAGGCCAAAGAUCUGUGGGACCAGUUCCAUAAACUCGGAACCGAAAUGGUUAUUACGAAAUCUGGCAGGAGGAUGUUCCCACCUUUCAAAGUCCGAAUAAAUGGUCUCGAUAAGAAAGCCAAAUAUAUACUGCUAUUGGAUAUAGUCGCUGCUGACGACUGCCGCUACAAGUUUCACAAUUCUCGCUGGAUGGUUGCGGGGAAGGCCGACCCAGAGAUGCCCAAACGAAUGUACAUACACCCGGACAGCCCAGCCACUGGAGAACAGUGGAUGGCCAAGCCGGUUGCUUUCCAUAAACUCAAGCUAACCAACAAUAUAUCGGACAAGCAUGGAUUUGUAAGUAGCAAUACUAUUUUAAAUUCAAUGCAUAAAUACCAGCCGAGGUUUCAUAUUGUGAGAGCCAACGACAUCCUGAAGCUGCCCUACAGUACUUUCAGGACAUAUGUAUUUCCAGAGACAGAAUUCAUUGCUGUCACAGCCUAUCAAAAUGACAAGAUAACACAGUUGAAGAUUGAUAACAACCCUUUUGCCAAAGGAUUUAGAGACACGGGGAAUGGAAGGAGGGAGAAGAGGAAACAGUUGACCCUCCCAUCACUACGCAUAUACGAGGACCAAUGCAAAGUGGACCGCGAUGGAGCCGAUUCUGACGCGUCCUCCAGUGAGCUCAAUACGGGGAGAGACGGUGGGCACUCCCCCAUGAGACCCGCGUCUAGUCCCCUGAGGUUCAGCCGAAGCAGUCGAGAUGAGAAAACUUGCAGUGACAGCGAGCAGGAGCUGGACCAUCAUGACGAGCGUGGAGCUGCAUCCAGUAGCCCUGGACCAGAGCCUCGGUCGCCAUUUAGCCCUCGGUGUGACGACCGGGUCAAGGACAGGCCUAGUGGGGACAAGAAAGACGACUAUCAAGACGCCAAAAAAUCAAACGAUUCGAUCUUCAGCAUCCGAAACUUAGAAAAAGAUAAAACGGAGAGCAAGCACAGGAAGGACACGGAGUCCUCUAAAAAAGACUCGGAUAGUGGCGUCUUGGGCGGAAGCAAGGAUGGCUUUUCUCCCUUGAUGGUUCAGACGGAGAGCCCCUCUCACUUUGGCGCCGGGCAUUUACAAAGCUUGGCGCUCUCCGGGCUGCACAGUCAACAGUUCUUUAACCCACUGAACACCGGACAGCCUCUACUUUUCCACCCCGGACAGCUCGCUAUGGCCCCCGGGGCCUUUUCGGCUAUGGGCAUGGGGCACCUCUUGGCUUCGGUUUCCGGAGCAAGUGGCUUGGAAAACGGAAGUCUGUCUGGCCAAACCACUGGGAAUACAAACCCGUUCCCGUUUCACCUGUCUCAGCACAUGCUCGCCUCGCAGGGCAUUCCGAUGCCAACCUUCGGAGGCCUCUUCCCCUACCCCUACACCUACAUGGCUGCAGCCGCGGCUGCUGCCUCCGCCCUACCCACCAGUACAGCGUCCUCGCUCUCCCGGAACCCUUUCCUCACCAGCUCACGGCCUCGCCUGCGCUUCAACCCCUACCAGCUCCCCGUGUCCAUCCCACAGAGCACAAACCUGCUGACCACCGGUUUGCCCACGGGCCUCAACCCCUCGUCCGACUCCUCGAAAUCUGGCAGCCGAGAGUCGAGUCCUGCACCUGAGCAAAACCACAAAGCCACCGGCAGCAGCCAGAGAAACAGCUCGCCCAAGUUGUCCAUGAAGGAAUCUAUAAACGAACUGCAGAAUAUCCAGAGACUGGUUAGCGGCCUAGAAAGCCAGAGGGAGUCCUCACCUACUCGGGAUUCUCCAAAGUGACCAGGAGAGAGCCGUGCAACUUUUCACUGCGUCACCUGACGUGACUGUGGGGAUGUCUGAACAGGUCCGAGCGAACAUAUCCCUCUACCUAUAAUGACGGAUUGACGAAAUGGUCUUUGCUCACAAAAAAAAACAAA